AUGUCAUUUAGACUUAGACAAGUUGAUCAAGAUCAACAACAACAAAAACCAAGAAAAUCAAAUAAUAAUAAAUUACCAAAAUGUUUUAAAAUAAAAGUUGAUAUUUCAAAAGUUGAUUUAUUAAUUAUUAAACGUUGGAUAGAAACUAAAAUCAAUUUAAUAAUUCCCAAUGAUGAUAUUAUUAUUGAUUAUAUAUAUGAAUUAUUAUUAUUAUCACAAGAUGAAUCCACAACAACAAAUGAUUCAUAUCCUGAUAUAAAAUCAAUUCAAUUACAACUUGUUGAUUUCUUGGGUGAAGAUGAUUCAAUACGAUUUUGUGAAGAAUUAUGGAAUUUAUUAAUUGAAGCACAAGAUUCACCAAGAGGAAUACCGAAACUGCUUUUACCAAAACAACAACAUAAACAAGAGAGAGUGGAGAAGGAAAAGAAAGGAGAAGAAGAGGAGGAGGAGGUUGUUGUUACUCCACCCAAAAAGACAAAUUAUAAUAGAAGUCGUGUAGGUAAUUAUAAUGUUUCAAAAUCUACAGAUAAACAACAAUCAAGAGAAAGUUAUAGAACUCAAGAUAAACGAGAUAGAGAUGAAACUAGAUAUUCUAAUAAGGGAAGAGAUAAUAAUCAUGAUAAGAAGACCUAUCGAGAAAGAGAUGAUCCUUCAUCACAACAAGAUCGAUAUAAAGAUGAUAGAAGAAGAAUAAAAUAA
Messenger RNA from Hemisphaericaspora subhashii, 699 nucleotides. RefSeq lists its product as uncharacterized. The record is from RefSeq and is a predicted model, not a curated record. The transcript has a single exon. Bases 1 to 699 code for a protein of 232 amino acids. Gene Ontology annotation, molecular function: RNA binding. Gene Ontology annotation, cellular component: spliceosomal complex. Gene Ontology annotation, biological process: mRNA processing; regulation of mRNA splicing, via spliceosome. Lineage: Eukaryota; Fungi; Ascomycota; Pichiomycetes; Serinales; Debaryomycetaceae.